This is a messenger RNA of Nannospalax galili (Upper Galilee mountains blind mole rat), 1303 nucleotides long. RefSeq names its product chromosome unknown C1orf61 homolog (gene Mir9-1hg). Bases 1 to 978 code for a protein of 325 amino acids. The transcript is spliced from 10 exons. Lineage: Eukaryota; Metazoa; Chordata; Mammalia; Rodentia; Spalacidae. The record is from RefSeq and is a predicted model, not a curated record.
AUGGGAUUUGGAAAGUGGAAGACACAGGAAUGGGGCCCUGCAGGGGAGCCAGGGACUGCGGCUACCCCCGGGCUCUUGACAGAAACCUGGGCUCCUCGCGUCCCACUCCCACUGCGGCCUUCUUUCUCGGGCUGGCCCACACCCACCCACACUAAUAUUCUUCGUAUUACUGAUGAGGGUUGUGGGAACUUCAGCCCCAGACCUUCUAGGGAGAGUGAGGAGCCGGCCACGGAAAAGGAACCCGAGCGGGCAAAGAGGCUGGGCAAGGUAUUUGCUCAGGCAGCUCCGGGAGUCGUGGCUGGAGGAAGGCGGGCACGCUUCGUUGGAGCCGGGUCUGGAGAAUGCGGCGAGCGAGCAGCUGGCUGGUGGAAUUUGUCGCCCGCGCCCAGUCGAGGGGCCCUUCAGCUCUCGAGGGACAGCAGCAAGAGAAAGAAAGAGGCGAGCGGAAUUCCUGAAUGGAUAGGCAGAUGCUACGUCAGCGGCACCGGAGCCGCAUCCUCCACUACACCAGAAGCCGAAGCGAAGAGCUGGGAGAGACCCGCGUGCAGCCGAAGGACCACCCGCUCAGCCUCUCCUCUCCACAGAAGCAGGGAGUGUCCAUCAAGAAGCUUCUUUUGUGCAGCCCCCUCAUCUGUUUAUGGUGUCAUCAUAGGUGGCAGGCACCUCUGGCCUCAGGCUCUUCACCUGGGCGGGUGGGUACUCCACCCUCCCGCCCUCUUUCCCCUCUGUGGACUCCGAUCUUUGGCCCAGUGGCAUCUCCAGCACCACGGACAGCUCCUGGCGGUGGAGCAACACAAGCCAGUCCUAUGGAGUUUCUGUCUACUGAAAUGUAUAAGGCACCCUUGUCAUGCAAUGCCUUCGGAAGCCGGAAGAGAGCGUUGGAUCCCCUGGAACUGGAGUUAUAAACAGUUGUCAGCCACCAUGUUUCCUAGGCCCAGCUUCUGCCCUAGGAAGGAAGGCACCUUGGUAACCGCUUGACUCUGGAAGCCUGUCCAGACCUUAUCUCAGCUCAUCUGCCCUGGCUGAAAACCAGCUCAAAAAGAAGACCUGACUUGGCCCUGUACCCUCUCCAAGGUCAGGUGUGUGUCCAGACCGCCAAGGGGCUCUCUGUUCCAGCAAGAAGUGCAGAGGCAGAGGUGCAGCCUACAUAGUUUCUCCCAGGGUCAUGGGACAAGGGCCUUGCUUGCCUGGUGGCUUCCAGCAAGCUGUCCAGCCUGACCUGUCCCUUUCCUCAGUUCUCCUCUUGGCUGAGUCCUCAAGUCCCACCCCAUGACCAAUAAAGAGACUUGUAUAUUGAACAGCA